AUGUCUCUCAAAAGCCAAGUAUUCGCCAUAACCGGCGCCGGACAGGGGAUCGCACUGGCUACGGCGAGGUUACUUGCCAGCAGAGGUGCAAGCGUAUCUCUUGCUGAUAUGAACCCGAAUACACUCGCAGAAGUAGAGAAGGAAUUCCAGGGGAAUGACUGGCCAGUCCUUGUCACAGUCGUUGAUGUCAGGAAACGCAAAGACGUGGACGACUGGAUCAUUGCCACCGUACAGAAAUUCGGAAGACUUGACGGCGCGGCCAACAUCGCUGGGAUUAUAGGCAAACAGAUAUUCAAAGCGCAGGUGACCGAGAUAGAAGACGAUGACUGGGAGAUGGUGAUGAGCGUUAAUGUAACCGGUACGAGCGAUGUCGCCCCUUCCCUCACCACCUCUGACCCCCUGGUAGGAGCUGACAAUAUCUCAGGGACCAUGAAUUCGAUGCGAGCCGAAUUGAAACACCUGGUGGACGGUGGAAGCAUAGUCAAUAUCUCCUCGCAGGACGGCUCUCGCGGAGUCGCGUGUUGUAGCGCAUAUUGUACCUCGAAGCACGCUGUUCUUGCGCUCACUCGAUGCGCCGCUAGAGAAUAUGGAAGUCGCGGGAUUAGAAUAAAUACCGUUGGGCCAGGCGCAACUAAGACUCCUCUCUUCGACAGCGUGGUUCAAGGAGACCCUCCACCCCCAGCUGUCGCAUUGCAACGGUAUGGGGAGCCGGAGGAAAUUGCGUACGCCAUAGCGUGGCUUCUGGGUCCCGAGAGCGAAUACGCUACCGGUGAGCUGUUCCGUAUUGACGGUGGUGAAUUUUGUUAG
Penicillium maclennaniae is the source of this 807-nucleotide messenger RNA. Its product is annotated as SDR family NAD(P)-dependent oxidoreductase. The record is from RefSeq and is a predicted model, not a curated record. Lineage: Eukaryota; Fungi; Ascomycota; Eurotiomycetes; Eurotiales; Aspergillaceae. Gene Ontology annotation, molecular function: oxidoreductase activity. Bases 1 to 807 code for a protein of 268 amino acids. The transcript has a single exon.